Messenger RNA from Tribolium madens (black flour beetle), 2520 nucleotides. Its product is annotated as protein inscuteable homolog. Gene Ontology annotation, biological process: establishment of mitotic spindle orientation; asymmetric cell division; apical protein localization. The record is from RefSeq and is a predicted model, not a curated record. The transcript is spliced from 5 exons. NCBI's taxonomy places the organism in Eukaryota, Metazoa, Arthropoda, Insecta, Coleoptera, Tenebrionidae. Gene Ontology annotation, molecular function: cytoskeletal adaptor activity; protein binding. Gene Ontology annotation, cellular component: apical cortex. The coding region runs from base 295 to 2406 and encodes 703 amino acids.
CAAUUAAUAAUACUGAUCUACCUGAAGGCUUAGAAAGUGGCCCCUUAACUCAUCCCGUCUAGACGGUGGUAAAACCCCCAUAAAUGGGGUUGCAACCCCCUAUCGAGUAAAAGUUUCAGUUCGUUUGAAUUUCAGGAUUAAGCUUUUGCACCAACCAGAGUGCACGGAUCAUCCCCACUUUUAGCCCCACCAAAAUUGUUAAAGCAACGCGCGAGUUUAAUACAGAUGCCUCGAAUACAAAUUUGAACGUGCUUCGAGUUACACAAACAAAAAUUGUGUUGUGCAUAAUAAUAAAUGAAAUGUUUUGAAAAGCCGACAGUGAGGUUGGGAUUAUUGCAAGAAACAGCCAUGAGUGAUUUCAAACGGAGCCCCAGUAAAGUUUGGUGGGCUAGCGAAAGUCUCGAAUGGCGUGAAAUUUCCGGAAGUCCCGGAAGCCAAGAUUCCGGUUUUUCUGAUACUGAAACCUCACCACCAAUUCCCAAAAAUGUGGCUGAACAGAUUUCCAAAGAUUUGGAUAGCAACAAAGCCGGGAAUUUAUCGUCGAAUUAUCAAGAAAAGACAACCCCCGAUAAGAGCAUCAAACAAUCACCACUUUACACCAAGAACUCGCCGAGAGUUAGCCGGAAUUUAUUCAAUACGAAAGACAAAAGAUGCGUGAAGGACGUGGUUAAUAAUCAGUAUUCAAAGGAGGUAGCGUGUUUAUCACCGAGAAAAGUUCGAAGUUUCAGUGAAGAGUUGCAUGGACGGAGUUAUGGGGUCUUGAACCGGUCAGCUCCUGCCGUUUUGGAAAAGAUUACAGACGAGGAGGAGACUUUUAAUGGAAAUAAUUCCUUGUCCAGUGAUUGCGAAAGUGAAUUGGAAUGUCUUUUCAAUGGUGCUUUGGAAUCACCUAAACACACUUCAACGCCAAAAAUGAGACAGACGAGGAAUAAAGUCCCGCUUAAUUUGUAUUUAAAAUACCAGCAGCAAGAAAAAAGGAGAGAACCACUUGACAAUGACGCUGUACAAACUUGGAUGACGGAAAUAAAACAUCACUACGAACAGGAGUGUAUGACAACCCUCCAAUCUAAAUCCAUAGCUGGGGAACUGCACCAAAAGGUGGCCAACAUGGCCACUUAUACUAUUUCAAGUAUCAAGAAAGUUUUAGCUCACUCGGAAUGCAUUCAACGUGAAUAUAAAAAUCUGAACAGUGAGAAGAAACACGUGGGGCCCUUAGCCCAAAGCCUUGCCGGCAACAUCAUCGACUUCAUCAAGACUUACUCAGAAGUGACUCCAAAAUUAUUAAAACAGUAUGACGCAAUAAGGAAAACAAACGAAGACUUUUUAACACUAGUUUCCCAAUUGUUCACCCAAUGGGAAACCGUGUGUCACACUAUUUUGGUCAAAGAAAUCAAACGACUUGUUGACAAGUUAGAAAAUCCAUGUUCCGAACUUGACUUACGGGCCACCAUUACUGGAAUAACAUCUUUAAGCUUAAGAAAUGAUCAUUUGAUUGAAAUUUUUACCAAAAAUGAUAUAAUUCCAAUUCUUUUGAUACUGUGCGAAAAAUGCGAAGGUUCCUCUAUGAGGAGUCUCCUUCUACGUGCUCUCUCAACUAUGUGUUCCACCGCUUACGCCGUUCGACAAUUUGAACGGUUUUCCGGAAUUCAAAUUGUUAGUGACACUCUUGGUGAGGAGCCUUCUCGACCUGAGCCUGAACGUUCCGAAGCUGUGGCCCUUUUGGCCCAAGUUACUGCUCCGUGGAUCGAGGAUAACCACUGCAUUAAGGGCCUGCAGGACUACUCCCGGAAGCUUGUCAAGUCUUUGACUAAAUUUUUAUCGACAACUAAAUGUUGCCAAAACCUCCUUUUGUGCACUGCAGCUCUUGCCAACUUAUCCACAAUGGACAACAAAUGUAUCAAAUAUGUCUUACAUUUGAACACUAUUGAACUACUCUUGGAAGCAGUGAAUAGACGAGGGCCUUGCGCUUCGAUCUAUCUUCUUGAACAAGUGGCAACCUUACUGGCCAACAUGACGUCUUUGCAAACGGCAAGACAACAAUUGUUAAAGUUGAAAACAAUCCCAGCUUUGUUGUGUUGUUUGAGAACUGGAAGUGUUGGCGAAGAUGUUGAGAAAAGGUUACAACAAAAGGCUAUCAUAGCCUUGUCAAGACUUUGUAGCGAGAAGGAGGCUGCCGCUCAAGUUGUCGAACUUGGGGGUGUCGAGAAACUAGUCAGGAUGUGUAGGGAAAAGAAUGAGAGGUUUUGUAAUGAUGCAGUUCUUGUCGCAACAUUGGCUACUUUGAGGAAGAUAGCGGAUGCUUGCGGAAGGGAUGUUAUCAGUGUUGAGGACGCUCAAGAGUUAGUGGAGCCGAAAUUGCUUGAUUCAUUUUUAGCAUAUUCAAGUCAGAGUGAAAGUUAUGUGUAGAAAAACUUUCCUGCCAUUUUUACCUAGAGUGUUCAUUAUUCGGAGUAUUUAUUAUUUUGUUACUUUAUUUAUUAUUUUAUGUACAAACAAAAAGAAAUUAAAUAUACAUUUCGA